GACAACGUGUAAUCUUGACUAAAAAUUGAACUGCGUAGUAUACAAAGAAAAUAGCUGGUCUAGCAGCCAAUUAUUUGAUAGGUCGAUAGCGGGGACUGCAAUUUCGUGAUGUUGAUUAAUAGGGAGUACGGCAAAGGUCGCCGAGAUAUUGCCGUGACGUCUGUCGGAGCUGCUGUCUAUGGCGGGAUGGGUUCAAACGGCUCCGUAAUCCGGGCUGGGAUCGAUCUGGCUGGUACAUGGAUCACGUUGCCGUCAGGUGUCUCAGCCCUAGCAUUGGCCCAAGCUGAGGGUAACGGCUAA
Molecule: messenger RNA, 300 nt
Organism: Pyricularia oryzae 70-15
Lineage: Eukaryota; Fungi; Ascomycota; Sordariomycetes; Magnaporthales; Pyriculariaceae
Exons: 2
Coding region: 109-300 (63 amino acids)
Source: RefSeq, a predicted model, not a curated record